This is a messenger RNA of Tripterygium wilfordii, 4498 nucleotides long. RefSeq names its product pleiotropic drug resistance protein 1-like. Gene Ontology annotation, molecular function: ABC-type transporter activity; ATP binding; ATP hydrolysis activity. NCBI's taxonomy places the organism in Eukaryota, Viridiplantae, Streptophyta, Magnoliopsida, Celastrales, Celastraceae. The transcript has 24 exons. The record is from RefSeq and is a predicted model, not a curated record. Gene Ontology annotation, cellular component: membrane. The coding region runs from base 13 to 4302 and encodes 1429 amino acids.
GAGUGCAGUACAAUGGAGAAUUUCUCUGUUUCUUUAAGAAUGGAAGAAGAUGAAGAAGAGGCUCUCAAAUGGGCUGCAAUUGAGAAAUUACCCACAUUUGAUCGUUUGAAGAGGGGUUUAUUAAGUUCAUCAAAUGGGGGUGUUAAUGAAGUUAAUGUUGGCAAUCUUGGAGUUCAAGAAAGGAUGAGAUUGAUGGAGAGGUUGGUGGGUAUCAGUGCUGAGGAUAACCAAAAGUUCUUGUUGAAGCUCAAGGAUCGCCUUGAUAGAGUUGGAAUCGAGCUUCCUACGAUUGAAAUUAGGUUUGAAAAUCUGAACAUUGAAGCAGAAGCAAGUGUGGGUAGCAGGGCACUGCCAACGCUCUUCAACUUCUCUUUCAAUAUUGCAGAGGGCAUUUUGAAUUCUCUUCAUAUCAUUUCUAGUAGAAAGACACAUUUGAACAUCCUCAAAGAUGUUAGUGGAAUCAUCAAGCCAUCAAGAAUGACUUUGAUUUUGGGUCCUCCAAGUUCUGGAAAGACCACUCUUUUACGAGCUUUGGCUGGAAGGCUUGAUCCCUCACUAAAGGUUUCUGGAAGUGUGACAUACAAUGGUCAUGGUAUGGAUGAGUUUGUGCCACAAAGGACUGCAGCCUACGUUAGUCAACAUGAUCUCCAUAUGGGAGAAUUGACCGUAAGGGAAACUUUGGCUUUCUCUGCAAGGUGCCAAGGAGUCGGAACGCAAUAUGACUUGUUAUCAGAAUUAUCAAGAAGAGAGAAAAGUAUGAAUAUUAGGCCUGAUCAUGAUAUUGAUACCUUCAUGAAGGCAGUGGCAACAGAAGGUCAAGAGACUAGUCUCAUCACAGAUUAUAUUAUAAAGAUUUUAGGACUAGAACCCUGUGCAGAUACUAUGGUAGGGAAUGAGAUUAUGAGGGGUAUAUCGGGAGGACAAAGAAAGCGUCUUACAACAGGUGAGAUGCUUGUUGGACCGGCCAAGGUUCUGCUUAUGGACGACAUAUCUACUGGCUUGGACAGCUCAACAGCUUUCCAAAUUGUGGAUUCACUAAAGCAGUUUGUUCACAUACUUAAUGAAACCAUUUUUAUCUCCCUUCUCCAACCGACACCAGAGACAUACGAUCUCUUCGACGAUGUCAUCCUCCUAUCUGAUGGUCAAAUAGUGUACCAGGGUCCUCGUGAGCUUGUGCUUGAAUUUUUUGAAUCUAUGGGCUUCAAGUGCCCGGAAAGAAAAAGUGUGGCCGACUUCUUGCAAGAAGUGACAUCAAGCAAAGAUCAGAAGCAGUAUUGGGCAUCUAAGGAUGAACCUCACCGUUUUGUUACCGUAAAGGAGUUCUCUGAGGGAUUCUGGUCAUUCCAUGUAGGAAGGAGACUUAGAGACGAGCUUGCAACUCCAUUUGACAAGACCAAAAGUCACUCUGCUGCUUUGACAACCAAAAAUUAUGGUGCCAGCAAGAAGGAGCUAAUGAAGGCUUGCUUCUCAAGAGAAGUUUUGCUUAUGAAGAGAAACUCGUUUGUGUACAUCUUUAAGCUAUUUCAAAUGACCAUUAAUGUACUGAUUACAACAACUGUCUUCCUUCGGAGUAAUAUGCAUCGAGAUUCGGUGACUGAUGGAGGAAUCUAUGUUGGUGCCUUGUACUUCUCUGUGAUAAUGUUCUUGUUUUUUGGCAUGGGAGAACUUCCCAUGACCGUUUCAAGGCUUCCAAUUUUUUACAAGCAAAGGGAUCUCCUAUUCUAUCCUUCAUGGGCAUAUUCUCUUCCAACAUGGUUCCUCAAAAUCCCUAUCACAUUAGUAGAAGUUGGCGUCUGGGUAUUUAUCUCCUACUAUGCUAUUGGAUUUGACCCUAACGUUGGAAGGCUAUUUAAGCAAUUCCUCCUGCUUGCGUCUAUGAGCCAGAUGGCUUCUGCACUAUUCCGACUCAUCGCUUCGUUGGGAAGAGAAAUGAUCUUUGCCAACACAUUUGGGUCAUUUGCACUGCUCGUGCUCAAUAUCUUGGGUGGCAUGGUCCUUUCUCGAGAUGAUAUAAAGGUUGAGUGGAUAUGGGGUUAUUGGAUUUCACCUGUGACAUAUGGACAGAAUGCAAUAGUAGUUAACGAGUUCCUUGGGAAGAGUUGGAGCAAGGUCCUUCCCAAUUCCUCCGAACCUUUGGGAGUUGAAGUUUUGAGGUCUCGUGGAUUCUUCACACAAGAAUAUUGGUACUGGGUAGGAGUGGCGGUAAUGAUUGGAUACAUACUGCUAUCCAACAUCGGUUUCACUCUUGCUCUCACUUUUCUAAACCCAUUUGAGAAGCAUCAAGCUGUUAUAUCAGAAGAAUCCGAAAAUGAUGUUGAAAGAACAGGAGGAUUGGUUCAGUUAUCAUCCAAUGAAAAUUCCUUCAGUUGCAGAACAAGAACAGACAGUGGAGGUGAAAUUAAGAGGAGAACCCCCACAUCCAGGUCAUCAUCGUUAAAAGAGGCCGUUGUUGAAGCCGAGCACAACAAAAGAAGAGGAAUGAUUCUUCCAUUUGAACCACAUUCAAUUACCUUUGAUGAAAUUACAUAUUCUGUUGAUAUGCCUAAGGAAAUGAGAAGUCAGGGCGUCCUUGAGGAUAAAUUGGUGCUUUUGAAGGGUGUAAGUGGUGCUUUUAGGCCAGGAGUCCUCACAGCGCUAAUGGGUGUCAGCGGCGCUGGUAAAACUACUCUGAUGGAUGUUCUGGCUGGCAGGAAAACUAGUGGUUAUAUUGGAGGAAACAUCAAGAUUUCGGGGUACCCAAAGAAGCAAGAAACAUUUGCUAGAAUUUCUGGAUAUUGUGAGCAAAAUGACAUACACUCUCCACAUGUCACUGUGCAUGAGUCCUUGCUCUAUUCUGCUUGGCUUCGUCUUUCCCCUGAAGUAAACAAUGAAACCAGAAUGAUGUUCAUCGAGGAAGUCAUGGAGCUUGUAGAAUUGAAUCCUUUAAGGAAUGCUUUGGUGGGGUUGCCUGGUGUGAAUGGACUGUCAAUCGAGCAACGGAAAAGGCUAACUGUUGCUGUUGAGCUAGUGGCAAACCCAGCUAUAAUAUUCAUGGAUGAACCAACAUCAGGGUUGGAUGCAAGAGCUGCUGCAAUUGUAAUGAGAACAGUGCGAAACACAGUGGACACUGGAAGGACUGUUGUGUGCACCAUCCAUCAACCAAGCAUUGACGUAUUUGAAGCUUUUGAUGAGAUACUCCUAUUGAAGCAAGGAGGACAAGAGAUAUAUGUGGGGCCUCUCGGUCGCCAUUCUUGCCAUCUUAUCAAAUAUUUCGAGGAAAUUCCGGGUGUUGAUAAAAUUAAAGAUGGAUGUAAUCCAGCAACAUGGAUGUUGGAAGUCACCAGCUCAGCUCAAGAAAUAGCUCUGGGGGUUGAUUUGGCUGAAGUUUUCAAAAGAUCAGACCAGCAUAGGAGAAACAAAGCUCUUAUUGAAGACCUAAGCAGGCCUGCUUCCAAUUCAAAGGAACUCUAUUUCCCCACUCAGUACUCGCAGUCAUUUUUUGUCCAAUGUAUGGCUUGCUUAUGGAAACAACAUCGGUCAUAUUGGCGCAACCAACCAUACACGGCAGUUAGAUUCCUCAUGACAACCAUCAUAGCCUUGUUGUUCGGGGUGGUGUUUUGGUCCAUAGGAUCUAAGAAGGAAAAGAAACAAGAUCUUUUUAACGCGAUGGGUUCAAUGUACAUAUCCGUUCUCUUCCUUGGCGUCCAAAAUGCAUCAUCUGUCCAGCCUGUAGUGGCUGUUGAAAGAACAGUCUUCUAUAGAGAAAGAGCAGCUGGAAUGUACUCUGCCUUGCCGUAUGCCUUUGCACAAGUACUGGUUGAAAUCCCGUACGUUUUCGUUCAAGCUGCGGUUUAUGGUGUCGUUGUUUAUUCAAUGAUGCAAUUUGAAUGGGCAGCUGCUAAAUUCUUUUGGUAUUUUUUCUUCAUGUACUUCACAUUCUUGUAUUACACCUUCUAUGGCAUGAUGUCGAUAGCCUUGACACCGAAUCAACUGAUUGCAACGAUCGUCUCAUCGGCAUUUUAUUCGCUGUGGAACCUAUUUUCAGGAUUCUUAAUCCCAAGAACUAGAAUUCCAGUGUGGUGGAGAUGGUAUUGUUGGGUGUGCCCCGUGUCCUGGACCUUGUACGGAUUGCUCACAUCACAAUACGGCGACAUGAAGCACGAGCUAGAUUCGGGCGAAACAGUGGAAGAAUUCUUGAUGAGUUAUUUUGGUUACAGGCAUGAUUUCCUGGGAGUUGUGGCAGCUGUGAUAGUUGGGUUUACCGUCCUGUUUGCAUUCAUUUUCUCCUUUUCCAUUAAGGUGUUCAAUUUUCAGAGGCGUUAGAAGCUUGGGUGACAAGCAAUAGAAUAAUGGGAAGUAAGCUCGUUAACCUAACUGUCACAAUAUGGGGCUUUCUUUGCUUGAUGUAGAAGUAACCUAAUUGUCACAAUAUGUGGCUUUCUUUGCUUGAUGCAGAAGUAACAGAAAGCACCUGUACGUUCUCUCAAACAGUGAACUGGAAUAAGAAUUUUUCGGAAAA